Messenger RNA from Telopea speciosissima, 955 nucleotides. Its product is annotated as ADP-ribosylation factor 1. The record is from RefSeq and is a predicted model, not a curated record. NCBI's taxonomy places the organism in Eukaryota, Viridiplantae, Streptophyta, Magnoliopsida, Proteales, Proteaceae. Gene Ontology annotation, molecular function: GTPase activity; GTP binding. Gene Ontology annotation, cellular component: cytoplasm; Golgi apparatus. The transcript is spliced from 10 exons. Bases 275 to 823 code for a protein of 182 amino acids. Gene Ontology annotation, biological process: vesicle-mediated transport; intracellular protein transport.
CUCAAUUGCGAGGAUUCCAAAAGCCAAACGAAGUGUGUUCCCAAGCAUCCAACUGCCAAUCAGCUCUGCGUCUAGCUUUCAAUUCAAGCUUUCAUUUUUUUCACAUAAAGAUCCCCUUUUCUCUCUUCCAUAGUGGAGGAGAACAAGCAAUAGCUAAGCGAGCAGAACCUGUUCUUUAACAGGGGGAAUAGGGCUCUACAGAUCUGAUAACAUCAGCUGUUGAUCUGUUUCCAUUCAUGUGCUGAGAGCUCUCUUUCCCGGUAAGGAACAAAAAAUGGGUAUUUUGUUUACUCGAAUGUUCUCGUCUGUGUUCGGUAAUAGGGAAGCUCGAAUCCUUGUUCUUGGACUGGACAAUGCAGGGAAAACUACAAUUCUGUAUCGCCUUCAGAUGGGGGAAGUAGUCUCUACAAUUCCAACAAUUGGGUUUAAUGUGGAAACAGUGCAGUACAACAACAUCAAAUUUCAAGUCUGGGAUCUAGGUGGCCAGACAAGUAUACGGCCAUAUUGGAGAUGCUAUUUCCCAAAUACCCAAGCCAUUAUUUAUGUUGUCGAUUCCAGUGACACUGAUAGGCUUGUAAUAGCCAAAGAUGAAUUUCAUGCGAUUUUGGAGGAAGAAGAGUUAAAAGGUGCACUUGUCCUCAUUUUUGCCAACAAGCAGGAUCUCCCUGGUGCACUAGAUGAUGCUGCAGUGACAGAGGCCUUGGAGUUGCACAAGAUUAAAAACCGUCAAUGGGCUAUAUUUAAAACUUCUGCCAUCAAGGGUGAAGGCAUCUUUGAGGGCUUGGACUGGCUGAGCAAUACCCUCAAGUCUGGAGGUGGCUAACUUAAUAGGAAAAUAAUCAGGGUAAAUUUUUGCUUUCCAGUGAAACACAAUAUAGAGAAGAUAAAAAGUAUCAUUGAUUUGAUAUGAAUUGUGACAGGAAGUUUUGAGGAUUGGGAUCUUCUUCAUUGGGAU